AUGGUUUAUAGCGGUCGCUGGAGUCUACACCUGAUGACACUGCAGAGACCGCGAGCCGACGAUGAUUACGACCGAUUGAGUAGCGGUAGUUUAGAGGAGACAAGUGAUAGUAAGAUGCAAUUAGAUGGCCCAAGCAUUAAAGUUGUUAAGUAA
This is a messenger RNA of Plasmopara halstedii, 153 nucleotides long. RefSeq lists its product as uncharacterized. The transcript has 2 exons. Lineage: Eukaryota; Oomycota; Peronosporomycetes; Peronosporales; Peronosporaceae. The record is from RefSeq and is a predicted model, not a curated record. The coding region runs from base 1 to 153 and encodes 50 amino acids.